This is a messenger RNA of Lachancea thermotolerans CBS 6340, 333 nucleotides long. Its product is annotated as KLTH0D16676p. The transcript has a single exon. Bases 1 to 333 code for a protein of 110 amino acids. The record is from RefSeq and is a predicted model, not a curated record. NCBI's taxonomy places the organism in Eukaryota, Fungi, Ascomycota, Saccharomycetes, Saccharomycetales, Saccharomycetaceae.
AUGACUGAAAAAUAUUUCGAGUGCCUCGAGAGUUUUACCAAUGAUCCUUCUGAAGGAACAGUAGUCUCUCGCAGCGCCCGUGGCAGAGCCCUCGCAGCCCAGUCGCACCGGAAGCUCGACCAAUCCUCCUGCCUAGCGCCCUCCAUCGUGCUUGGGUCCGGGCGGAGCUCCUGCCUAGCGCUCGGUGGCAGGCUCCUAGCGCUGCCUACCCAACCACUACCUCCCGGUGGACACUCACUGUCCGUCGGCCGCGAUGCCUGUACUACGAUGCUGCAAUACUCUGUUGGAAAAAAGAUGGAAGUUGACGAUACUGGACUCUACAGGAUAGCAUAG